This is a messenger RNA of Henningerozyma blattae CBS 6284, 1410 nucleotides long. It is a transcript of the gene APM1, whose product is annotated as Apm1p. NCBI's taxonomy places the organism in Eukaryota, Fungi, Ascomycota, Saccharomycetes, Saccharomycetales, Saccharomycetaceae. The record is from RefSeq and is a predicted model, not a curated record. Gene Ontology annotation, cellular component: clathrin adaptor complex; clathrin-coated vesicle. The transcript has a single exon. Gene Ontology annotation, biological process: vesicle-mediated transport; intracellular protein transport. Gene Ontology annotation, molecular function: clathrin-cargo adaptor activity. Bases 1 to 1410 code for a protein of 469 amino acids.
AUGGUAUCAAGUAUCUCCUUCUGUGAUAGUAAGGGUAAACAACUUUUGUCAAGAAAAUAUAGAGAUGAUAUUCCUUUGACAGCGAUUGAUAACUUUGCUACCUUACUAAUGAAGUUAGAAGAAGAAUCUAGUGUGGUUCCACCAUGUUUGACACAUAAUGGUAUUCAUUAUUUGUUCAUUCAACACAAUGAUUUAUAUAUUGUUGCAUUGACAACUUCAUUAUCAACAAAUGCAUCACAAGUCUUUACAUUUUUACAUAAGUUAGUAGAAGUGAUGAGUGAAUAUUUGAAAGAUGUGGAGGAAGAAUCUAUAAGAGAUAAUUUUGUUAUUAUUUAUGAAUUAUUGGAUGAAAUGAUGGAUUAUGGUAUUCCACAAAUUACUGAAACCAAAAUGUUAAAACAAUAUAUUACACAGAAAUCUUUCAAAUUAGUUAAAGCUGCUAAAAAGAAGAGAAAUGCAGCAAGACCACCACAAGCUUUAACAAAUUCUGUCAGUUGGAGGCCUGAAGGUAUCAAAUAUAAGAAAAACGAAGCAUUUUUAGAUAUUGUUGAAUCGAUUAAUAUGCUAAUGACUCAACAAGGACAAGUAUUGAGAUCAGAAAUCAUUGGGGAAGUUAAAGUAAGGUCUAGAUUAUCGGGUAUGCCAGAUUUAAAAUUAGGUAUUAAUGACAAAGGGAUAUUCUCUAAAUAUCUGGAAAGUACUAGUUCCAAUUCCAAUUCAAACGAUGAUAAUAGUAAUGAAGUUAACAGUUCAAAAUCAUCCACUCCACAACCAUCAACAGGUCAAGAUGAAGGGUCUAGUAGAAAGACAAGUAAUGUUGAGUUAGAAGAUUUAAAGUUCCAUCAAUGUGUUAGACUAAGCAAAUUUGAGAAUGAGAAAAUCAUUACUUUUAUACCACCUGAUGGAAAUUUCGAAUUAAUGAGUUAUAGAUUAACAACUCCAAUAAAACCUCUAAUUUGGUGUGAUGUAAAUAUUCAUGUUCAUUCAAAAUCAAGAGUUGAAAUACAUUGUAGGGCAAAGGCACAAAUAAAGAAAAAAUCAAUUGCAAACAAUGUUGAGAUUUUAAUUCCUGUUCCAGAUGAUGCUGAUACUCCUUCAUUUAGAUACUCACAUGGAUCAAUUAAAUGGGUUCCAGAAAAGAAUGCAAUCCUUUGGAAAAUAAGGAGUUUUGCAGGUGGUAAAGAAUAUUCAAUGGCUGCACAAUUAGGUUUACCAUCAAUUGAUGAUAAUGAAAAACCUAAACUAAAAAGACCUGUCCAGAUUAAGUUCCAAAUUCCUUAUUUUACUACCUCUGGUAUUCAAGUUCGUUAUUUGAAAGUUAAUGAACCAAAGUUGCAAUAUAAGAGUUACCCUUGGGUCAGAUACAUCACUCAAAGUGGCGACGAUUACACGAUUAGGCUCAACGGCUAA